UAAUUGCUUAUCAAACAUGGUCGACUGCCCUAUAUUCCUAUUAAGUGCUUACUAUUAUACGCUUGACUGGUGGUUUGUUGCAAAGUGUAUGCAAGAAUUUGUUGGCUAUAAUGUUUUGCCAAACAAGUGCGAGAUAGUGAGCGGUGAACGAUGGAGUUGGAAGUCGAUCCGUUUGUCUCUGAACACACUCGGAUGUAUGUUAUAGUUCAUCCCCAAAAUUAUGUCUAUAAUUCGGGUAUUAUGAACGAGGAGGAAGAAGACGAAUCGUCGAACAACUCUUGUGUGUCUUUUAUCGAUGAAACAAUCCUACCGCGACAGAAGAACUUGCCUAAGUUCUUUGCACAAAGACUUUCCCGUAUGGCAGUAACUCUCGCAGGUAUUACUUUAGCAGUGACAUUUGUAAUUGCCCUGUUAGCUUUCUUGGUUUCACAGACAACAGCAAGUUCAGCCGCGUUUGGCUUCGGAUUUGAUUCAGUCUUCACAUCGCUCUCUUCAUUUUUGAUAAUAUGGCGUUUCUGGUCUAUUCAUUCGACCGUGAGGGAAAUAGCGAGAAAAGAAACACUCACCACAAUUGCUGUUGCUACCAGCAUGGUUAUAAGUGCGGCAUGUAUAUUCACACGUGCUUUCCAGUCUAUCAAAGCGAGCGAACGGCCAACACAAAUGACGUUUGUUAUAGCAGUAUCUGCCAGCAGUGGAGUGGCGUAUUUUGCUUUAUUUUUUGCAAAAUACAGAGUGGCUGUACGCAUGGGAAGCGCUGCGUUAAUGACGGAUGCAAUUGAUGCACUUAGCGGUGGAGUACUGGCGUUAGCAUUGCUUAUAUCUUCGUCGAUUUUAAAAUACUCUCAGACAGUAUGGUUUCUGGAUUCCUCCAUUGCAAUGGUUAUUGCUGCGUUUUCUGUGUGUUAUGGUGUGACUGUUCUGGUGCGUAUGUUAGCCUCGUACAGAGACCGCGAAAUCGCUGUAGCAGCCAAAUUUUAUGUUGUAGACAAGUUUUAAUUGUCGUGACAAGAAACACGUUAGAAUUUAUUAGAGCUGUACAACAGUCAUAUAUUCAGUAGAUAUUGUAUCGACGGUGAGGGUAAUGAUGUGUGAAAAAACUACGUAAGACCUCGUGGAAGACUCUAAGUUAUAAGAGAUCCUGUCAUAUCGAAAUUCAAAGACCUGCCUUCGUUUUAGGUUUAUAAAUCCUAACUAAUGCAUCAGCUUCACUACUUAAUCCUAUAGACAGAAAAAAGACAGUAAACACUUCUGGGGCCAUUUGUUCAAAGUUAUUGGCAUCGAGUUGAAAAAUAUAACCUCCCUUAACUGCAUGCCCAAAGAUAAUUCUGGGAAAAUGAUUUGUACAGGUUUGCGUCACACUAGAAACUAGGUUUUGAACAACUUGGGCAGAGUGUUUUCACGCUUUUUCUUAACCCGUUUUUAUCAGAAUAACAGGGAUAGAGAAUUCCAUGAUGAGAUUAUAGUUCUAGAUAAGGAAAAAUAUGACGCGUGUAAUAUUAUAUGGCACUGUGAUUAGUUCAAAACAAUAAAUUCUUUAGUAACUAAAUAAUGAGUUAUUAACUUGAACGCGGGUAGCUGUGAC
This is a messenger RNA of Dendronephthya gigantea, 1582 nucleotides long. RefSeq names its product transmembrane protein 163-like. The transcript has a single exon. Gene Ontology annotation, biological process: monoatomic cation transport; transmembrane transport. The coding region runs from base 151 to 996 and encodes 281 amino acids. Gene Ontology annotation, cellular component: membrane. NCBI's taxonomy places the organism in Eukaryota, Metazoa, Cnidaria, Anthozoa, Malacalcyonacea, Nephtheidae. The record is from RefSeq and is a predicted model, not a curated record. Gene Ontology annotation, molecular function: monoatomic cation transmembrane transporter activity.